CUCGAAACACAGCAGGGGGCAAGUGCGAGAUGACCUCGUAAGGGUGAUCCCACCAGGAAUACAUUACAAACGUGCGGAACACUGUUUCGCGUGGCUUUUGGUGGAGGUGAUUAGACCUUGAUCGGUUGCUCGAAGUUCGUCCUUGGUUUUUACUUCUCUCGUUGGCGUUACUUUUCGGGGAAAAAGUGGGCGGACGUAUCUCCCAUGGUAAUGCUGAGUGAUCGAGUCAAUGCCAACGGCGAAGAAGAUAAGGAGGACGAGACAAAUUUAGCUACACAGGAUAUGUCGGAACAAAGCAAACCGAUAACGACGCCGGGAUCAGUGGAGGGGCGGAGGUUGUCCCACGACCAAAGCGACGAGCCACCAACACUGGAGGUGGGACAAGGUAGUGUAGAUGAAGCCAUUGCGGCUCAUAAUCCCACACAACCACUGCAACCCGAGGUGCUAAUCAAAGGUGCCUCUCCGGCUUCGUUAGAUUCACAUCCUUCGAACGUGGGAGAGGGAAAGACUUCGCAGUCUUUGUUUGCAUGUCCCGCCGAAGGCAACCCUUCAAACGUGGUGGUUUCCAUGCCUGGUACAUUCGCCAAGGUAAAUAGCGGUGAGGAUUUGGAUCAAGGUACACGACCAGGUGGAAGACUAUUGAGCUAUGAAUCCUUGGAAGCUUUCUCCAAAUCCUCUCGGCCAACUUCGGUCCAAGGAAGUCUACCUGGAUCCUCCCAGGCAUAUUCCGCGUCUUCCAACGGAAGUAGUUCGGACCACACGGAGGAACCGAGUUCCCUUCCUAAUAUUAUUACGACGUCGGCUCCGGGAACAGGGGCGCAGCCACUUACAUCGACAUCCCCUACCUCUUCCAAUACCUCCGUGAGGAAGACUUCGGGUCUCCGGAGGGGCAAGUGGACGGUAGAAGAGGAGGCCUACGUUGCCCGUGUCAUUCAAGACUUCAACUCGGGUUUUCUCGAUGCUCCAGCUGGUACCACACUUCGUACGUUUCUUUCAGAGAAACUCCAAUGCGACCCCAUGCGUAUCACAAAAAAAUUUACGGGAGAUGCCUGCAUUGGGAAGCGAGUCUUUCAUCCAGCGGUCCGUAGUCCUAGCAACGGGACCGCGAUAGACAAAGCACAGGCGGAGCUGCAUGGAUUGGAACGUCGAUGGCAGAGGCGGUUGGAGUUACAGCAAAGAGAAUCGGCGAAGAAAGCAGCGGCGUCUGCGGCCGCUGCAGCGGCAGCAACGGGUCGAAACUUCUCGGUACAGACUGCAUCGGUUGAUGGCACAGCGUCCGUUGGCGAAAAUCGAGCGAAAACAAAGACAGAUGGUCCGAACAUGGUGACACAAACAGCUUCAUGGCUCGAUCGAGCCAAAUCUGUCUUACAAGAUCCGUCCCCUGCUAGUUCAAUGAGUCAACAGAGCCAUUCGGAAGACUUUGCCAAGAGUGAGAUCAUGAGUCAAAUGCAAGAAGUCCAAAGACUCUUACAUGAAGGCCCUACCAUUCAGAAAUCCAGCGCCGAUCUCCCUGAUAUGAUGGAUAAGGCUCGAUCAAAGAGUGGCUCGUCCAGUCCGCCGGUCGAACCCGCCGACAAGCGACUCCGAACUGGCGCCGAAGACGCAGAAGCUCUUGUUGGGUUUCUACGCAGCGUUCGAGCCUCGGCUGCCAGCGGUCAAGAGUUUUGAUCCUUCGCUAACGCGCUGUCAAUUUCGGGCUCCCUGGGAAUCCCCAACCUGUCUAUGUAGCAUGCAAAGCCUUCCGAGUUGCGACCUUUGUGAAUUCCCACAUUGCCACUUGCAACGAUUCGGCAUGCUUGAAGCGUAAACGUUCUGGAAGAAGAUCUACGAUGCUAUCCAUACGGUCGUCAUGCAGCGGCACACCAGCAAAAUUGUAACGAUACUAUUCACGGUGCCAGGACGAUCGACCAACGGCCUUAUUUCUGUCAAAACGGGGUCAAACUGUUUAUAAAAUAGGCGACUUUGACAGCCU
Messenger RNA from Phaeodactylum tricornutum CCAP 1055/1, 1972 nucleotides. RefSeq lists its product with no specific name. Bases 205 to 1668 code for a protein of 487 amino acids. The record is from RefSeq and is a predicted model, not a curated record. The transcript has 3 exons. Lineage: Eukaryota; Bacillariophyta; Bacillariophyceae; Surirellales; Neidiaceae.